Messenger RNA from Rotaria sp. Silwood1, 3102 nucleotides. Lineage: Eukaryota; Metazoa; Rotifera; Eurotatoria; Philodinida; Philodinidae. The record is from the annotation of a GenBank genome assembly.
AUGGGUAUUAAACGUAAAAUCGAAGAAAAUGUUAAUGAAUCAGAGAAAAAAAAUAAAUUAGAUCAAACAUUUUCAAUUGAAACAUUUAUUAAAAACUUAAAAGAUCCCGAAACUAGUUUUUUAGCUUUAAGUGAAUUUAAUGAAUAUAUACGUCAUCUAACAUCACAAGAAGAAAUUGAUCAAUUGAUAGAAAAUCUUCUUCAAUAUUUAAAAUCAAAUUUAAAUGAUAUACUUGCACUUAUUAUUGAAGAAAAACGUAAAUCAAGUGAGAAUAUAACACUUUAUCGUUUUCUUACAACAUUAUUGGAAUAUUUUUCAAAAACAAAUAAUUUAAUAUUAUCAGAAAUUAUUAUAAAAAAAUUUAUUUCAAUAACAAAUUCAAUUCAUACAGUUUAUUUCAUGUUAUCUAAUCAUAGUACAGCAAGUCAUUUAAAAAUAACAUUACGAUUUUUAUUAUCUAUGAUUCAACAAAAUGAAUUUAGUGCUCGAUUAAUUUUUUCAUUAAUUGAUUUUAAAAGAUCAUGUUGGAAACCAUUAUUUAAACGACGUGAUAUUCGAGAUAUAGAAGAUGUUCGUUAUUUGACGAUAAAAUUUUUUUUAUCUCCAUUAGUUUAUCAACAUAUUGAUACAAUUAAAAAUUUAAUUAAAGAACAAAAUAUUUUUCAUGAAAUUUUUAAUGGACUUGUUAAUGAUUCUCGUCAUACAGUUGAAUUUAUACUUAAUGAAAUACGUACAAAUAUAAUUAUGGUUACAGGAAUAACAAAAACUGAUAAAAUUCAUUUAUUUGAUGAUCGUAAUUUAAAAUCACUUAUUCGAUUAUAUAAUUGGACUGGUCAACAAAAACAAAAAGAUAUAAUUAAAAUAAAAAAAAAAAAUAAAUUUAAUGAAUCAUUAGAUUUUGAAGAAAUGGAAGUUGAAGAUAAUAGUGAUCGUGAUGAAGUUCGUCGAUUAAUUCAUACAUUUAUGAUGAUUAUAUUAAAUUCAAAAAAUUAUGGAAUUAAUUUUUUUGAUGCAACUUUUGGAACGUCAACAAAAAAUUCAAAUCCAAUAAUUUUUAAAGUUAUAACAAGUCUUUCAAAUCAUUUUCUUACUGAUGAAUAUGCUGCAAAUUUAAUUGUUACUUGUUUAACAACAUGUCCUGAUCUUCUUCAAUCAUUUUUUAAAUUAAUAUCACAUGAAUAUAUUAGUAUACGUUCAAAAAAUCUCUCAGGUACAUUAGAAUUUCUUUGUGAAAUAAUUCAACAACAAAAAUCACUCAAUACUUGGCAUAAUAUAUUUCAAACAAUAACUGAUUCAAAUAAAUUAACUGAUAUAUUAAUUCAUUUAACAUUACCAAUUGAUAUUAUGAAUAAAUUUGAACAAGUGAUUUUAAAAAAUCCUGAUAUAACAAUUCAAUUAGUUUCAAUGAAAUUUCUUUCGAUGAUAUUAGAAAAAGUUAAAGAAGCUUUCAAUAUGAUUAUGAAUUUUUCAUUAACUUGUGAAAAAAAUAAUAUUAUUGAAGCUUAUCAACAAGCUAUUUUGAGAUAUAUUCCAAAACCUGAUCAUUUUUGUGAUUCAUUAAAUUUUUUAAAAACUAUUAAAUCAACAUCUGAUUAUAAUCAAUCUAUAAGUCAAUAUAUAAAUUUAUUAAAAUUAUAUUCAUCAUCAUGUUUUAUGUCAAUGUCAGCAAUGAAUAUAAAUCUUGAUAUACUUUUAUCAAAUUCAAUAUUAAAUUUAUUAUCAUUUUUUAAAGAUCUUUCUUUAGAAAAUGAUAUUAUUGAAAAUUAUUUUCAAUGUAUUAAAAAUAUUUUUAAUUAUCGUGAAUCAAUUGAUGAUGUUACUUGGGCAAGACAUAAUAAAGAACUUGAAUGUACACCAAUACGAAUGUUAUUUAAAUUAGGAAAACAAUUAAAAAAUUUCAAUAAAACUGCAGAAGAUUUAUCAUGGAUUAUUAGUAAAUUUUCUUCAAUGAUUAAUAAUUAUGAACAAGAAAUAAUUAUAUGGAUUUAUACAUGGUUAAAAUUAGGAGUUAAUGAAAAACUUGAACAAUUUUUAUCGAAUAUAAUUGAAAAAAUUAUUUUAAAUCCAUAUCCACUUGUUGAAAAAACAAUUAAAGACAGCGGGUAUAGUUUAAUGAUUUAUUCGGCUCUUGAUACAAUUCAACAUGCUAAAGAAGAUAUUUCAAAUGAAAUUGAUGAAUAUCUAUGUCAUGUUAUAUUUCAAAUAUAUAUUCAACAAAUAAAUCCACCAUCGGAUAAAGUUCAUCAACAUUUACGAAAGAUUUAUUUAAAAAAUAAAAAAGAUAUAAAAAUUAAUCAAUUACUUAAUAUCAUUUCAUCACCGAAUAAACAAAAUCAAAUUUUAAUGGAUGAAAUAAAUUAUAUCGAAAAAUUAAUUCUUGCAAAUAUUGAUUUGGAAAAAGGUCCAGAUAAUAUGCAAAUUAAUUUAGCAAUGAAAUUAAAUAUAUACAAAAUAUUUGUAUUACAUGAAAAUGAUAAUUCAAGAUUAAUAACUGAAAUGAUUCAAUGUUUAAAUAUUGUUCUUCUUCUACAUGAUUCUCAUCGUUCAUUUGAAGUUCUUUUUGAUAGAACAAUUGAACAUAUUGAAUCAUAUUCAUCAUCAAUAGAAAAUACUCAAAUAAUUUCAUUAGUUUGUCAACUUAUCAAUGGACUUGAUAUAUCUCAUCAAACAUCAAAAUCACUUCAACAUUCGAAAAUUUUAUUAAAAUGUCUUGAAUAUGAACCAAAUAAUUAUCGUUUGAUUUAUUUUACAUCGAAUUAUUUAUCAUUAGAAUAUCGUUUAGAUUUUCUUAAUAUUAUUUGUCAAACAUUUACAAAUAAUAUUGAUAUAUUAAAAAUUAUUAUUAAUGAAAUUAAUAUGAAUAAAGAAAUAAAUAAUGAACAAUAUUUAGAUACAAUUAUUGAUGGUUUAAAAGAAUUAAAUGAUAAUAUUGAACAAGGUAUUGAAUGUAUUAUGGAAUUAAUUGAUCGAAUGAAAAAAAUAUCAAAUAAAAAUUGGAAAAAUAUUUUACGAUUAAAACAAAAAAUUCUUUUUAAAUUAGCAAAUAAAGAUUAUUCUCAAUUAGAAACUCGAAUUAUUGUUGGAAAAUUAAUUGUUCAGUAA